Molecule: messenger RNA, 2574 nt
Organism: Oryza sativa Japonica Group (Japanese rice)
Lineage: Eukaryota; Viridiplantae; Streptophyta; Magnoliopsida; Poales; Poaceae
Source: RefSeq, a predicted model, not a curated record
CUCAGGAGUAGAGACAAGCAUCGCCGGCCGCCGCUCCUUUCAAAUCAUAUUCAUUCUAUCUCUAUCGUGUGCUUUUUAUCAUCGUGGUUUGUAGUCGUGUGCGUUUUAUUUUCGUAGUUUGUGUAAUUGGUUUGAUUCGUUGAAUUUUCGGGGUGGUUUUGAGUUGUUCGUUUCUUUCGAUCUGGAUUUUUUUUUUGGGGGGUGCGGAUUUGCAAGAUCAGCUUCUUGUUUGGAUCUCGAGCACACGCACACGGUCCAGGCAAUCGGCAUAUGGUCUGCCAUCUUGCGAGAUUGAAAUCGAGCCAGCUUAAACUCACCUGGAUCUGACCCUCGGUGAUUUUCUGGGCCCUUUCGGCUGGCACAUGCCCCUCGUCUUCAAAAUAUUCGAGAUUUGUCUUUUUGUUCUUGGUUAUAGAUCUCGAAGCAAAGCAAACGCACUCUGUCCCAAGACUUGUCAGUGUUUUGUGGCAAUUUCUUCGUUUGCGAGAAGGAUGUUCCGAGAAUCUCGUACGCCGGUGAGGUUUCCCGUGAUCUGGCCGAGGUUUUCUGGAUACAUUCAACGCGGAAAGCUGCUUUUAAUUUUGUUCCAAUUUGCUGUCUUUGUUGUAGGUCUGCACCAAAUUCGAUCUGAAUGUCCUUGUGAAGCGUGAAAUCAAAUUUGGAAUAACAUAGUACGGAGUAGUGCAGAACCGAAAUCCGCAUGAAAGUACUCUGUAUCUGUUAUCUGAUAAACUGAGAAUUUCGAAUAAACCGGAACAUAAGCAUUAUUAUUAUAUGAAAAACGGAGCAUUGAAAAUUUCGUUAUGAAAAACGGAGCAUUGAAAAUUUCGAUGUUAUGCUCGUCUGGUAGACGAGAAGCUUAUUUUUCGAAGAUAUAUCUUCCAAAUCCCAAUUAUGUUUGCGCCUAAUUCAGACGCUCCCACUCCUUGAGGGCUUGCCGGCUCGUUUACCUACAUUUUUUGAUUUACCGAAUUUUAUUAAGGUAACAAACUUUUGCCAACUGCCAGUGUCAGUUUGUCACUAUCAACAUUUGGUAUUUCAGGAAGUUUACUUGUGUACCUAUACAAAAAUUUAGAAAGAUUGCAAACUAAACAUCUAACAUUGACAAAAAAUUAUUAACGAGUCUACCCAGAUUUUGCACUGUCAAAUUUUAAGAAGAUUAAUUUAUCAACAAACUGAACUAGGGCUUAAGUCAUGGAUAAAUUCACUCGCACUCACGGGCCAACAUUACGCUCAACUGGCUUGUGGGCCUAAAUUAUGGCUGCUGGAAUUGCUCGAACUGAUGGGCCAAAAUGAAGAACAUUUAAAUUUAGAAAGAUUUUGAAGUUUUUUCAUCGAAGUUAAUGUUUCAGUCUUUGCUUUUAGAUUAUUAAUAAUACGUAUAUAAAAAUUUUAUUUACAAAUUACUUCUUGUUUACAAAUAUGCCGAGCUCCGAAUAGCUAGAGACGAUCCCUCAAAAAGAAAAAAAAAUUAUAGCCAGAGACGAACAUACAAGCUGGACGCAUUUCUUCACCACGGAGUUGAUUUGAUCGAUCCACAGCAUUUUCAGCGGAAUAUCGCAUGAAAAUGGCGUUUUUUUGGCAACACAAUCUUGAAAUGCUCGAAGCCACUAUGUCCUCCACCAAUCGCUCGGCACCACCCAAUGGCGGGCAGCCACCACGCAUGCACCCACCUCCUCACCUUUGCAAUGCCCAUAAGAGGAGGCCAGCCUUCACGCCUUCCUCCGCCAUCCCACCACCACCACCACCGCGGCCUCCGACGCCUCCCUCCCACACGCUCCCCUGUGGCCGUACGUGCAGCCGGCUGCACCACCAGCUAGCGGCGGCGGGCGCCGGCCGGCGGCGAGGGGAUGGCGUGCGACCAGCAGGCGGAGCUCCGGCGGGUGUUCGAGCUGUUCGACCGUGACGGCGACGGCCGGAUCACCCGGGAGGAGCUGACGGAGUCGCUGGAGAGGCUCGGGAUGCCCGUGCACAGGGAGGAGCUCGCCGCCACCAUCGCCCGCAUCGACGCCAACGGCGACGGGUGCGUCGACAUGGACGAGUUCACCCAGCUGUACGAGACCGUCAUGCGCGUCGACGGCGGCGGCGGCGGCGGCGGCGGCGCCUGCGACGUGGAUGAGGCGAGCAUGCGCGAGGCGUUCGACGUGUUCGACCGGAACGGCGACGGGUUCAUCACCGUGGACGAGCUGGGCGCCGUGCUGGCGUCGCUGGGGAUCAAGCAGGGCCGGACGGCGGAGGACUGCGGCCGCAUGAUCGGCCAGGUCGACAGGGACGGCGACGGCCGCGUCGACUUCCUCGAGUUCAAGCAGAUGAUGCGCGGCGGCGCGUUCGCCACGCUCCGGUGAUCGGCGGCGUCAUCCACGCGAGCGUCGUUGUAUCGUCUAUAUACCCAACGUACGGUCGAUUGUUUGUUUUAACAUAGCUUGUGCAUGACAGUUUGUAUGAGUGUACUACGAUCCACACACGCGAUCGAAUUUCGCAGAAAAUGUAUUGUGAUCAUAAGCUGAUAAGUUUCGGAGGUGGUAAAAGCAUAAAGCAGCCGCUAUAAUUAAGAAAUUUAAUUUGAUUUCCUGA